UUGAGAUAAUGGCCACUGGAGAUGAGGGGCCACCGGCCAUGAUGGUGGACACCAGCACUGACACUAGCACUGAUUCAAGCUCUGACUCCAGCACUGACUCCAGCAGUGACUCCAGCUUCAGCUCUACCUCUGACUCGUCAGAUAAGGAAAAGAAGAAAAAGAAGUAUAAAAAGAAGAAUGGCAAGAAGAGAAGCAAAAAAAGAACGAAGGAAAACAAAAAGGCAAAGAGGUCAGGCGGAAAAGGAGAGCGAGUUGCCUCAAUCUCGGAUGUGGUGAAAAGAUAUCGGCGUGUCCUCAAACAUGUGCAAAGAGGCUUCAGGAUGACCACAGCUUUCAAGAAGCUCGCGUUUCAAGAAAUGCCGUGA
Messenger RNA from Clarias gariepinus (North African catfish), 365 nucleotides. RefSeq names its product NF-kappa-B-activating protein-like. NCBI's taxonomy places the organism in Eukaryota, Metazoa, Chordata, Actinopteri, Siluriformes, Clariidae. The transcript is spliced from 2 exons. Bases 9 to 365 code for a protein of 118 amino acids. The record is from RefSeq and is a predicted model, not a curated record.